CUCCUGGGCUCAAGUGAUCUGCCUGCCUUGGCCUCCCAAAGUGCUGGGAUUAUAGGUGUGAGCCACCAAGAUUGGCCAAUAAAAUCCUACUAAAAUGCUGACAUAAGAAAACAUAGUAAAUCAAUUUAUAAAAUUUCCUAGAACAGUAAACAUAUCUAUACAAAUUUAAAAAUAUUUAAAUGGUGAUAAAUUUGAAAGUACAUUUUACCUUACAGUGAAACACAAAUUAAUGUUUUCAAUUUGUAAAACUUCAGAUAAAUCAAUAAGAUAAAAACUAUUACCACAAAAAAAGCAACGAAUAAAGAUUCUAAAAAGUUAAUCUUCAAAAGGAGAUGUGCACAUGAAAUAUCAAAAGUGUUUAUUCAGGCUUUUAAAAGCAAUGAAAAUUAUGACAGCUAUAAUAUCUCAUGAUUACUACACAAUUGGGAUAUAAUUAUGUUAGGUAGGUAGAUCUCUGGGGAAAAGUCACCCUGGAACUGUAAACAACAGAAAAAGUUCGGGAAUUUGGAUCUUUUGAACCACCAUGCAAAGAUGAUGAAUGAGACAGUGAGGCUGAACUGGAGAGCACCAACAAAUUUUCCAGGAUCGUUAUGGAUCAUGGAAAAUUUUGAGUUGAGAGUGAGCAGUUGGGAGUGUCUCUCAAUUACUGGUGAGGGAAAAGAAUAAGUCAGUCCUCCUUCUUUCUUCAUAUGUAUAAAUAUGGGUUCCAGAAAGACGCUGGGCUCUUCUCAGGAGGGUUCAGAUAAGAAACACUAAGGAAAUGCAUGCAUGCUUAUGAAGAACUUGUCAUUGGUCUCUUCCUGUUGUUUUGUGCUCAUCAAGGGAACUCAAAAUCCCAAGAGCAAUUCCAUCUUCUGAGACAUAAAUCAAGUUAAGUUCCUACCCACGUUCAUUUGCAUUCCCUGCACUUCCACUAGUUUGGUCCUUGAAUAGAAAGGGACCACUCUUUCUUAACACCAUGUAUCUGUUCUUUGAGUGGUAUCUUGCAAACUUGGCACCUGUACGCAGCGUGUGGAAAGUGACAAACUGGGGCAAAAACUCAGAUGAGUUUUACUAUUGAAAUGAAUCACAUACUAUAAGGUGAGUUCUUAGAAAUGCAGAUUUAACUUGUUUUCUCGCUUUCCCUCUUUUAUCUCAAACUUCCAUUCAGACAAUUAGAGAAUUGUUAAGACUUUGUUAUAAAAUCAGUUAGAUAGUUAGAUAGACAGAUGGAUAGAGACAAAGUCACUACAUAUACUACUAUACACCAAUAUUCAAGUCAAACAUUGACCCUGUGGAUUGAAACUCUUGCUUUAGAUCUCAGGCUACGUUAGACUUCACUGGAUGAGCAUUUUCACAUUCCAUCAAAACCGAUCAUGAAGCUCCGCUGUGGAUUGGUCCUCUUGGUACAGUAGAAAUUUCAAAGUAAUGCUGGUUCCAUUUUAAAAGUUCUGAUAUGCAUGCUGGUGAUUACAGGAGCCUCCUUUCUGCUAUUUAUUUACAUAUUUGACAAACCUUAUUAUAAUGUAGCUUAAGCCACAUUCCCUGGAGGUAUUUCCUCUGGGCUUUGAGAAGAGCAGAGACUAUAGUUUCUCUCAUACUGAUGAACAAGUUUCAUAGUGUUCUCCUACUGAACAAUCAGUAAGAAUCCUGAACUAAUACAACAUUUUGUAUGAAGUAAAAAAUCUUACUUCUGCCUCAAUUUCCAUCAUACAGAAUCCCAGCUUCUCUUGACAUGAAGGUGACAUAGGCCCCUCUUCUUGCAUUGGUCCCAUUUUUUCCUGUUUCAUGUUCUAGGUCUUAAUUAAGAGACACAGACUUGACGGAAUGGUCUUCUUUUGUGAGGUCAUUCAUUACCUGGAUUUAUGAGAAUGAAGAGUAGAGGAAGAUGGUGGGGCGCCAACAUGUGCUAUCUAACAAAGUUAAUGUUAGAAUAUAUUUAGAAACCUAGGGUAGGAGGAGUACGCAAGACAGCUGGCACCUACCCAGUAGGUUGUGUUUGGGAGAGCACAUAUGAAUGCCAUGUUCUCAGAAUCACAUAGGAAGUGUUCUAGGGUAACAGAAAUGGGGGUGGGGAAAGUCAUGUAUGAAACUUGGUGCUCUCUGGAUCAUUUGGGAGGUGGGAGGUUGUGGGAAUCCCACUACAGAGUUAUGCUGAGAUUCUUACCUGCUCUGAGAGACCUAGGAGAAGCCCUUUAAAAGCAGGCAGCAGUGAGGACAUCAGUAACAGUAUCAGGCAUACGAUAGUACAAAAAGACCUAGCUCUUAGAUUCAGAAGGAUGCUCUGAAAACACUAAAAGAAUAUAUGUACUCUUUUUCUCUCUAAGAUCAAAAACAGCAAUUCUGUAAUACUGCCGCAAGGCACAAUGUGGUAAGACUCACUCAUUUAUUGAGCAGUUAUUACCUGCCAGUCACAGUACUUCGUGCUUUAAAUGUAUCAUCUUAUUUAAUGCUUAUAAUUUCUCAGUGAGGCAGGUGAUGUUAGUAAUGCCAAAUAACAUAAGAGGAAACUAGAAAAUGAUUUACUUGUACUGUUCAGUUUUCAAAUAUUCCUUGCUACUAAUGAUUAAAUUCUUCGUGUUUUGUUUUUUUUUUUAAGUUUUCCCAUGAGCAAGCAGCAAAAAUAGAAUGUGGUGGGUAGAAUUCCAAGCAGCCUUCAAGAUUCUUGCCCACUGGUAUACACUUUCUAUUUAAUAACCUUUUUUAAGUAUGCCUGGGACCUGUUAAUAAGAUGAGAUAUCACCCCUUUGACUGCAUUACAUAACAUUAUAUAACAUUUUGUUAUAGCAAACUGGAGAGAGUUUAUCUUGUUGGUUUCAAAGAAGUAACCUGUCGUGUUCUAAGAAGACCAAGUAGCUAGGACUUUCUAGGACCUAGGGUGACCACUAUAAGCUGACAGUGAUAUGUCCUGCCAACAAACAGCAAGAAAACUGGGACCUCAGUCCUAAAACUACAAGGAAUUAAAUCAUGCACACAACCCCCUUAAGGUUGGAAGAUGAUCCCCAGACUCAGAUGAGAUUGCAGCCCCUGGUGAUACGUUGAUUAAAACCUGGUGAGACCCUGAACAGGGAACCCAGCUGACCUGACCCUGACCCACAGAGAAGGGUGAGAGACCAACGGUGAGGAGAAAUGUCUAACACCAGCCUCGUGACAGCAUUCAUCCUCACAGGCCUUCCCCAUGCCCCAGCACUGGACGCCCCAUUCUUUGGAAUCUUCCUGGUCAUUUAUGUGCUCACUGUGCUGGGGAACCUCCUCAUCCUGCUGGUGAUCAGGGUGGAUUCUCACCUCCACACCCCCAUGUACUCCUUCCUCACCAACCUGUCCUUCAUUGACAUGUGGUUCUCCACUGUCACGGUGCCCAAAAUGUUGAUGACCUUGGUGUCCCCAAGCGGCGGGGCUAUCUCCUUCCACAGUUGCCUGACUCAACUCUACUUUUUCCACUUCCUGGGGAGCACCGAGUGUUUCCUCUACACGGUCAUGUCCUAUGAUCGCUACCUGGCCAUCAGUUACCCGCUCAGGUACACCCGCAUGAUGAGUGGGCGCACGUGUGCUCUCCUGGCCAUCGGCACUUGGCUCAGUGGCUCUCUGCACUCUGCUGUCCAGACCAUAUUGACUUUCCAUUUGCCCUACUGUGGACCCAACCGGAUCCAGCACUACUUCUGUGACGCACCGCCCAUCCUGAAACUGGCCUGUGCAGACACCUCAGCCAAUGAGAUGGUCAUCUUUGUGGACAUUGGGAUAGUGGCCUCGGGCUGCUUUCUCCUGAUAGUGCUGUCCUAUGUGUCCAUCGUCUGUUCCAUCCUGCGGAUCCACACCUCAGAGGGGAGACUCAGAGCCUUUCAGACCUGUGCCUCCCACUGUAUCGUGGUCCUUUGCUUUUUUGUUCCCUGUGUUGUCAUUUACCUGAGACCAGGUUCCAGGGAUGUUGUGGAUGGAGUUGUGGCCGUUUUCUACACUGUGCUGACGCCCCUUCUCAACCCUAUUGUGUACACCCUGAGAAACAAGGAAGUGAAGAAAGCUGUGUUGAAACUGAGAGACAAAGUAGCAUAUUCUCAGGAAGAAUAAAUACUAGGAAGUAGAUACACUAGUUUGUUUUAAAAUAGUAAUAUAAUUUAGUUAUUCCUGUGAAAUUGAUUAUAUGUAUAGUUCUGUGUUAAACAUUAUUCCAAAACACCUGCACAGUUAUAAUUCUUCCACAAAUUUUCUAAGAGAGUUUUAACAUCACAGCUAGACUUGUAUUUAUGAGGAAUAUGCUUAUAUUCUGAUUUAUUGAUUCAUUUCUCAUCAAUAGGUUCAUAUUAAUUUAAAAAAAUAUUUUAAUAGAAUCUCCAAGAUAGAUGGUCGAGUCAUUCAUGUUUACAACUUGAUAAAAAGCUUUUGUGUUUUGUUUGAUUUCUUGUGCACACAAACUUAACAAUUUACCAUUAUGGAGACAUUGUUCAAAAAUAGCAACAAAUAUUUGAGGUCAUUUUUCUAAUUGUGGUUGUAGCUGUUCAAAUUUCUUUUUGGUUUUAAUGUAUUUGUAUAUACAAAUCUAAACAUGUAUACAAAAGAAAGUAUGUAACAUUUAGCCUAUUGAACAUACAGGUUUUCACAUAUUUAUGUAUGCAUAUGUAUCUGUCUAUUUACAUAUAUGUAUCUGAAAACAUUUCUAGAAACACUAUUUUUAAUGGGCAAAAAUAGCAAGCUAUUAAUAUUUAAAUAUUAUCAGUGAAUCAAAUAGAAAUUGUGUGUUCACAGAAUAGAUUAUCAUCCAGCAAUGAUAAUGUACGAUCUACAGCUACAUAUACAAUAGUUUAUGCACUUAUCACAAACACCCAUUUUUUUAUGUUUGUUAAGAUUCAAUAUAAAACAUUAAAUCUCUUAAAUAUCUAGAUCACUUGGGGCUGUUUUGUCCCCCAGUUCAUUUGGUAAUGUCUGGAAAUAUUCUUGCUUGUCACAGGCGCUGGCAUCUAGUGACUAGAGGUCAGGGGUAUUAAACAUUCCACAGUGCACAGGAGAGACCCUCACAACAAAGCUUAUCAUGGCCAAAAUGUUGAUAGUGCUAAGGAUGGGAAACCCAGAGCUGAAUUUAAUUUUAAGUAACAUGUGUAAGACCACGACAAUAGAAAUAAAAUAUUUUCAGAUAAAUAUAACAUUUCCUGAACAAAUUUAAGAUUACAACGGGCACACAGAGGCUCAUAUUUUUAAAAUUCCAAUUCUAUUCAAAUAGAUCUAUACAUUCAAUACUAUUCCAAGUAAAAUCCCAGCAUUUGAUUUUACAGCAAUGGACGUGUGGAUCCUAAAGUGUGGAUUGAAUAAGUCCCAAAAUGG
Molecule: messenger RNA, 5292 nt
Organism: Cercocebus atys (sooty mangabey)
Lineage: Eukaryota; Metazoa; Chordata; Mammalia; Primates; Cercopithecidae
Product: olfactory receptor 10G9
Exons: 2
Coding region: 3109-4044 (311 amino acids)
Biological process (GO): G protein-coupled receptor signaling pathway
Cellular component (GO): membrane
Molecular function (GO): G protein-coupled receptor activity; olfactory receptor activity
Source: RefSeq, a predicted model, not a curated record